AUGACAUCCACUAAGUUUUCUAACCACAACGGAAGAACAACACACAAAAUCAAAACAAACAUGAAAGCCGUAUUCAUCUUCGCCUGUCUGUUGGCUGUUGCCUUCGCUCGCCCCAACCCUGAAGCCGAGAUUGUGCGUCUGGACUCCGAUGUCGGUCCUGAGUCCUACACAUACAACCUUGAGACCAGCGAUGGUACAAAGAAGGAAGAAGCUGGAAAAUUGAAGAACGUUGGCAGUGAAAACGAGGCUAUCGCCGUUAGCGGCAGCUUCUCGUGGGUGGAUGAGAAGACUGGUGAGAAAUUCACCGUCACCUAUGUUGCUGAUGAGAACGGUUUCCAACCACAAGGUGCUCAUUUGCCAGUUGCCCCAGAAGCUUAA
Bactrocera tryoni is the source of this 378-nucleotide messenger RNA. Its product is annotated as larval cuticle protein 65Ab1-like. Gene Ontology annotation, cellular component: chitin-based extracellular matrix. The record is from RefSeq and is a predicted model, not a curated record. Bases 1 to 378 code for a protein of 125 amino acids. Gene Ontology annotation, molecular function: structural constituent of chitin-based larval cuticle. NCBI's taxonomy places the organism in Eukaryota, Metazoa, Arthropoda, Insecta, Diptera, Tephritidae. The transcript has a single exon.